Molecule: messenger RNA, 1799 nt
Organism: Salvelinus namaycush (lake trout)
Lineage: Eukaryota; Metazoa; Chordata; Actinopteri; Salmoniformes; Salmonidae
Product: protein kinase C and casein kinase substrate in neurons protein 1-like
Exons: 9
Coding region: 1-1392 (463 amino acids)
Biological process (GO): cytoskeleton organization; positive regulation of dendrite development; plasma membrane tubulation
Cellular component (GO): cytoplasm; endosome; plasma membrane
Molecular function (GO): phospholipid binding; protein binding
Source: RefSeq, a predicted model, not a curated record
AUGUCGGGGGCCUAUGACGAGUCGGCCAGCCAGGAGGAUGCCACAGACAGCUUCUGGGAGGUGGGGAACUAUAAGCGUGCUGUGAAGCGGAUUGAUGAUGGCCACCGGCUCUGCAAUGACCUGAUGAACUGUAUACAAGAGCGAGCCAAAAUCGAGAAGGCCUACAGCCAGCAGCUGACCGACUGGUCUAAGAGAUGGAGACAGCUGGUGGAUAAAGGGCCCCAGUACGGCAGUGUGGAGAGGGCCUGGGUGGCAAUGAUGACCGAGGCUGAGAAGGUGAGUGAGCUGCACCAGGAUGUGAAGAACGGACUGCUCAACAAUGACUUUGAGAAGGUGAAGAACUGGCAGAAGGACUCCUACCACAAGCAGAUGAUGGGAGGCUUCAAGGAAACCAAAGAGGCAGAGGAGGGCUUCAAGAAGGCCCAGAAACCAUGGGCCAAGAAGCUCAAGGAGCUUGAGACUGCCAAGAAGACGUACCACCUGGCGUGUAAGGAGGAGAAGGUGGCGUCCAGCAGAGAGGCCAACAGCAAGGCAGACACCUCAGUCACAGCCGACCAGCAGAAGAAGCUCCUGGACAAGGUGGACAAGUGCAAGCAGGACUCUCAGAAGGCUAAGGAGAAGUAUGAGAAGGCUCUGGAUGAGCUGAGGAAGUGUACGCCCCAGUACAUGGAGAACAUGGAGACAGUGUUUGACACGUGUCAGCAGUUUGAGGAUAAGAGACUGAGCUUCCUCAGGGAGGUGCUGUUAGACAUCAAACGACACCUCAACCUCACCGAGAACCAAAGUUACGCCACAGUGUACAGAGACCUGGAGCGCACCAUCACCUCUGCCAGUGCACAAGAUGACCUGAAGUGGUUCAGCAACAACCACGGCCCUGGUAUGCAUAUGAACUGGCCCCAGUUUGAGGAGUACAAUCCAGAGCUCACUCACAUGAUCAGCAAACGAGAGAAGUCGAAGAAAGGGGCAGACGGUAUAAUACUGACUAGCGUGACAGCAGCACCGAACCAUGUGGCAGCACCGGACCAUGUGGCAGCACCGGACCAUGUGGCAGCACCGGCUGGAGACAGGGGCAGUGUGAGCAGCUCUGAUAAGAACCAGGCCUACUCCUCUCAGGACCAGUCGGCAGAGUGGUCAGACGAUGAGCAGGCCGCGCCAAACUCCGGCUCAGACACCAAUGGGGGUGGGGCCAACCCCUUUGAGGAGGAGUCAGCGAAGGGCGUACGGGUGAAGGCGCUGUACGACUACGACGGGCAGGAACAGGACGAACUCACCUUUAAAGCAGGAGACAAGCUUACUAAACUAGAAGACGAGGAUGAGCAGGGCUGGUGUAAAGGCCUGUUGGACAGUGGCAAGUUGGGUUUAUAUCCUGCUAAUUACGUAGAGCCCAUCUAGUUGGGUUCAUAUCCUGCUAAUUACGUAGAGACCAUUUUGUUGGGCUUAUAUCCUGCUAAUUACGUAGAGCACAUCUAGUUGCUUGGGUCACCCAGACUGAACCGUCCAAUCAUACUGCACAUUGCCAGAGACUUCAAAGCAAUGCUUCCCUGUUCCCCCUCUUUGCCCGACCAACCAACACACUGACUGAACAGUCUUUAUUUAAACACUCCCCUAGGACCCACAUCAGAGAAACCCAGCACCAACAUAACCAACACAUAUCAGCUACAACACUGGGAUUGUUACCACAGUCAAACCAUGGCAGUAUGUGUGUACCAACAACACCACAACACCUACGAGCGCAGGAAAAAUAUUCUGCCGUGUUCUAUUCCAAUGUUGUGCUGUGGUUAUGAUGACAUUUACCUGGC